Messenger RNA from Drosophila bipectinata, 2036 nucleotides. Its product is annotated as very long chain fatty acid elongase 7. Gene Ontology annotation, biological process: fatty acid elongation, saturated fatty acid; very long-chain fatty acid biosynthetic process; fatty acid elongation, monounsaturated fatty acid. Gene Ontology annotation, cellular component: endoplasmic reticulum membrane. Lineage: Eukaryota; Metazoa; Arthropoda; Insecta; Diptera; Drosophilidae. The record is from RefSeq and is a predicted model, not a curated record. Gene Ontology annotation, molecular function: fatty acid elongase activity.
CAGUUGAGCAUAAACAUUCCUACGGUGUGGUGGUAGAAUCCAAGCCAAGCCAAGUCUGCGCGUCGAACUUAAGUAUUUUGAAAUUGGUGCGAAACGAGUCGAAAAGUGAUUUUCUGAGCGUGUGCUGAGCUUCUUCUAGUAUCUAGACAGAAGCCGGAUAAUAAAGUGUUACACCACGCGGCUUGAGCGCAGCAUGAGAAAUCCUGCGGCAGGCCUCUGACAAAAUCGAACAGAAUCUUCAAAGAAUAGGAUUCAAACCAAAAGUGUUGAAACUAGAGUUUUGCAACUCUAAGAUUAAAGCAGCAAAGAAUCAUCAAAAAACCACAAGAUGGCAAUGAGUUACCACUACUACAACGGCAGCUCGCGAUUCGAAAUGGUCGUGGAGAUCGCCAAUAUUGCACUCGAUGAGUUCAAGACCCAUCACAUCUCGCGCAACUACACGGGCCUGGUCCAGCGCUACUACCAAUUGGUGGAAGAGGAUUACGGCGAUCCGCGAGCUGAACGGUACCCGCUAAUGGACCAUCCUAUGUUCACGUUCGGUCUAGUGGCCGUUUACCUAUCCUGGGUCCUGGUUCUGGGACCGCUCUUCAUGCGCGACCGCAAGCCCUUCCAACUCCGACGCACCCUGGUCGUCUACAACGCCUUCCAGGUGCUGCUCAGCGGCUACAUGUUUUAUGAGCAUCUAAUGGCUGGCUGGCUGAACUACUACAAUCUGAAGUGCCAACCGGUCGACUAUUCUGAUGGUCCCAGUUCAAAGCGGAUGCUCAACCUGUGCUAUCUGUACUACCUCUCGAAGCUGACCGAGUUCGCUGAUACCGUGUUCUUUGUGCUGCGCAAGAAGUCUUCGCAGAUCACCUGGCUGCAUGUGUAUCACCACUCGGUGACCCCGCUGGAGACAUGGGUGCUGGUCAAGUUCCUGGCAGGUGGAAAUGCCACAUUCCCCAAUCUGCUCAACAACUUCGUGCACGUGUGCAUGUACUUCUAUUACAUGAUGGCCGCCAUGGGACCCGAAUACGCCAAGUUCCUGUGGUGGAAGAAAUAUAUGACUGAGCUCCAGAUCGCCCAGUUUGUGCUAUGCAUUGUCCACACCACCCGCGCCCUCUUCAGCAACCAGUGCCAGUUCUCGAAAUUCAUCUCCGCCCUGCUCCUGCUGAAUGCGUCCAUUUUCUUCUGCCUCUUCAUGAACUUCUACAUGCAGAGCUACAGGAAGUCCAAGGCUCAGCAGCAGCAGCAGCAACAGAAGCAGCUGGCGGCCACGCCUCUCAAGGCGGACAGCAACAACAACAGCACGAUGGUACUGCCGGCCCAGAAACUGAAAGCUAACUAAGAAUAUAUAGAACCGAAUGGGAGAUGGACAAUAAGUGCUUCCAUGCUCGAGGGGAAACAAAAAUUUCUUGUAAACUGAACAGAUUGGUGUUGGCAACAGAGAAAACGUAAAAGGAACAAGCGUUGGAAGUAGUUUUGGUACAAAGGUUUCAACUUAUGCUAAGCUAAGCUUAAGAGCCAUAAACGCAAGCACACACACACACAAAGAAACACAUAAAAACACUCGAGCACACAUACACGCGUACACAGACACGGACGCAGAGGAAGUCCACAUGCUGAUCGAUCGAACGUGGAUGGACCAUGGGGCGUAUGCGCAAUAUGAUUAUUUACCAGCCCCACAUGGUAGCUUUGCUUGAUUGCUUCGCCUGUAUCUGUAUCUGAAUCUGUAUUCUGUACUGUAUGGUGUAUGUAACUGUACAACGAAACUGGGUCAAUUUUCAAGAUCUGCCUAAAGUGUAAGUCGCCUAAUUCUAGAACCUCACGAAAGAAGCGCGAUUAGUCGUAAUUGAGCGGGAGCACAGCUCCCCAUUAGACGUAGGCGAUAAUUGUAGUUGUGUAUAGACGAUUUGUAAAUAGCCUGUUAAAUGUUAAUGUUAAAUAUUUGUAGUCUUAAGCUAACUAGUCUAACUUACAACAUUCGCACAAGCAAAUAUGGACAAACACUAUAUUAAAAGCGAAGACAAAUAAAAGUGAAGAAAAGAUAAAUUUCA